GGCUAUUCGGGUGUAGUAUUAAUAGAAUAACUCCAGGUUAUUACCGUGCCGUAAAGUUCAAAUCCUAGUUUUUGAAGUUUUGAUAGGCAGGGGCUUACCGAAUAACCUGUGCCAGAGAUCUUGCAAGUUUUCGAGGCGGAGGGGCCUAACAAAGAUUGCAGCCAAAUUUGACGUGUACAAUACAAAAGUACAAUGUUCAGCAGUAAAGGAUUCUUAAUUCCUGCGCCACAGAAACUUGGCUCACGUAUGGGGAAGCUGAAGUUUAUAUGAAAUGGGUAGGAUUCAAACAAUCCGGGCAAUCAAAGAUAUUCAGGACGAGUAGGAGCUGCCGGUGUAGUGUAAGUAUGCUACCUACAUAAAGUGGUAGGUAUUGCAUUACCUGUUACUGCAUUAUAGGUAUUACAUGUAUGUACGUUCACGGGUACUUCCUUAUGUUAGUGUAUCGGGACCUGUAUGUAAUACAUAAAAUACCUAACUAUUAUGGGGCUGAACCACCCCCAAAAUCCCCCGCUCAACUUAUACCCAAACAGCCAAACAGCCAGAAUAGGUACUAUGUAAUACAUUGUGAACUCGAUAUGUUACAAAUUUACAAACAUUCUCAAUGUCAGCACAAGUCUCACCGCUGGUAGUUCGGUCGUAAUGCGCCAACAAACCCUCCAAGAAUGUCCCCCCAUCAUUGUUGGCCAAUACUACUCUGCCGCCGUCAUUGUCUUGAUCCUUGCUCACCCCGUUCUCGACUUUCGACAGUUCUGGAGCAUUGUUCCGUUCGCUGUGGUGUUUAUACAGGUGCUAAUACCGGCUGUGGAGAGCUGUUUAUCUCCUAGUCGUAUUCAAUCGUAUUGUAUUUGCCUAGCACAUUCGACGGACAAAUACACCACCAAUUGCACCGUUCAAUUGACUGACCCAAGGGUCAAGCAAGACCCGCCAGUAGGGAGCUUGGGUGGCCUGAUCCGAAGCAGGACGAAGCUUGGUGACGACGUAUGAGAGAGACGAACUGUUACGUGACUUUUUACUGUGUUGGUCAGGUUGGUUAACUCAAUCUGCCCUCGGCUUUAAAACAUGGAACGUACAGUACACACCAUUCACCCAACAGCGAUCUCCCUGGUAGAAGAGCUAUUUCGAUAUUCAAACCCCCAAUACCCCCCUUGCAAAUGUGGAAAGCGACAUUGGAGAUCUUCAACUUUGCAAGGACGCUUGCGUGAUCUCUCCCUCCGUAUUGUUCCAGUCAACUUUGUCGAACCUCGUACUUUUACUUACCUGGUACGUCUACCUGGCUGCCUGGCAAACUAUUAGACCUGUCUAGGUACAAA
Messenger RNA from Daldinia caldariorum, 1310 nucleotides. RefSeq lists its product as uncharacterized. NCBI's taxonomy places the organism in Eukaryota, Fungi, Ascomycota, Sordariomycetes, Xylariales, Hypoxylaceae. The record is from RefSeq and is a predicted model, not a curated record. The transcript has 3 exons. The coding region runs from base 640 to 984 and encodes 114 amino acids.